Musa acuminata subsp. malaccensis (wild Malaysian banana) is the source of this 1366-nucleotide messenger RNA. Its product is annotated as spermidine synthase 2. NCBI's taxonomy places the organism in Eukaryota, Viridiplantae, Streptophyta, Magnoliopsida, Zingiberales, Musaceae. Gene Ontology annotation, biological process: polyamine metabolic process. Gene Ontology annotation, molecular function: catalytic activity. The record is from RefSeq and is a predicted model, not a curated record.
AGCCAGAAAGAGAGAGAGAGAGAGAGAGAGAGAGUUCGAAUCGUAUUGCAGUCAUGGAAGUGGAAGGCGGCGUCAAGGUAGGAGGAGGGGAGAAGGAGAAGGUCGGUGGCGCGGUGCAGCAGGUCAACGGGGGCCUGACCAACGAUGGCUUAUCGGCCAUCAUGCCCGGGUGGUUCUCCGAGAUCAACCCCAUGUGGCCAGGAGAGGCCCACUCAUUAAAAGUGGAGAAGGUCUUAUUUCAAGGAAAAUCAGACUUCCAAAAUGUUGUGGUGUUUCAGUCUUCCACUUAUGGGAAAGUUCUCGUCUUGGAUGGGGUCAUUCAAUUGACAGAGAGGGAUGAGUGUGCUUACCAAGAAAUGAUUACUCAUAUUCCACUUUGCUCUAUCCUGAACCCUAAAAAGGUUCUGGUUAUUGGAGGCGGUGAUGGUGGUGUUCUACGGGAAGUAUCACGUUAUUCUUCUGUGGAGCAAAUCGACAUAUGUGAAAUUGAUAAAAUGGUUAUAGAUGUUUCUAAGGAAUUCUUCCCCAACAUGGCUGUUGGAUAUGAAGAUCCUCGUGUGACUCUUCAUGUUGGUGAUGGAGUUGCAUUCCUAAAGAACGUUCCUGAAGGUACUUAUGAUGCGAUCAUUGUGGAUUCUUCUGAUCCAAUAGGUCCCGCUAAAGAACUUUUCGAGAAGCCUUUCUUCGAAUCAGUUGCCAAUGCUCUUCGUCCAGGAGGAGUUGUAUGCACUCAGGCAGAAAGCAUAUGGCUUCAUAUGCACAUAAUUGAAGACAUUGUUUCUAAUUGUCGCCAAGUUUUUAAGGGCUCUGUGAGUUAUGCUUGGACAACAGUACCUACAUAUCCAAGCGGAGUGAUUGGCUUCAUGCUUUGCUCCACCGAAGGGCCACCUGUUGAUUUCCAACAUCCUGUGUACAACAUGGAUGAGGCUGAGAAUUCCAACAAGUCCGUAGGACCUUUAAAGUUCUACAACUCUGAGAUUCAUUCUGCUGCAUUUUGCUUGCCGUCUUUCGCGCGGAGGGUUAUUGAUUCUUAGACGAGCUAAUGACACCAUUGCGAAGAUCAGACCAGACAGACCCUGAUGAGAAGAUGGAGACUUCUACUUCACUCAAGAAACUUCAUUUCUCUGCCCUCUCAGUUGGAUCAUUCAUGAUAGCUGUGUUCUUUCGGAUAUGGGGUUUCUCUUUUGGUCCGAGUGUCGGUCUUGGAAGCGACAUCGACUUGAUUAUCAAAUUGCUAUAAAAAUAUCUAGAUAUUUAUAUUUUACGAACGAUUUAUUGCAUCCAUGGAUAUUGUUUACUUAUAUUUUAUUUUAUCAAAUGGAUAUUUUUGACACAAUAACUAAUACAGCUUUGGAGUAUUAUCAAA